Bombina bombina (fire-bellied toad) is the source of this 4162-nucleotide messenger RNA. It is a transcript of the gene HSPA12A, whose product is annotated as heat shock protein family A (Hsp70) member 12A. The record is from RefSeq and is a predicted model, not a curated record. NCBI's taxonomy places the organism in Eukaryota, Metazoa, Chordata, Amphibia, Anura, Bombinatoridae.
CUAGACUACUGCAAUGGCUGGGAGAACACUAGACUGAGCAUCAGCUCAGUACAGCAGCAGCACUAGACCUGUACACUGCAGCACCACUGCCCCAGCAUGUCUAUCCAGGCUGCAGAGAGGGUGUCAACCUCAGCGUAUUCUUCACCAGCAAGAAGUCUGGGAGACCCAGGAAUUACACCUCUGUCGCCAUCACAUAUUGCAUCGAAAGACUCUGAGUCCAACACAGCGGAGGAACAGACCUUCUCGGUAGUUGUCGCGAUUGAUUUUGGCACCACUUCCAGUGGUUACGCCUACAGCUUUACUAAGGAGCCAGAAUGUAUUCAUAUAAUGAGGCGCUGGGAAGGGGGAGACCCAGGAGUGUCCAAUCAAAAGACCCCAACCACCAUGCUCCUGAUGCCAGAGAAGUUCCAUAGCUUUGGUUUUGCAGCUAGAGAUUUCUAUCAUGACCUGGAUCCCAGUGAAUCCAAACACUGGCUGUAUUUCGAGAAAUUUAAGAUGAAGUUGCAUAGUAGCACCGAUCUUACCAUGGAAACAGAGCUCACAGCUGCAAAUGGCAAAAAAGUCAAAGCUCUAGAGAUUUUCGCCUACGCUCUCCAGUACUUUAAGGAACAAGCACUGAAGGCUGGAAUGGCAACACCUGAAAACCCGGAACAACUAAUAAUAGCUCUAGAGCCUGAAGGAGCUUCCAUUUAUUGCAGGAAACUUCGUCUCCAUCAGAUGAUUGACCUCAGUACCAAGGCAGCAAUCAAUGGAUUUAGCCCGACAGAUCCAGCUAAAGACCAUAUACGUCGUAACCGGCAAAGUCGGACGUUUCUGGUGGAAAAUGUAAUUGGAGAACUUUGGUCAGAACUGGAGGAAGGUGAUCGAUAUGUAGUUGUUGACUGUGGAGGGGGCACAGUAGAUUUGACUGUUCAUCAGAUAAGGUUACCAGAAGGACAUUUGAAAGAACUAUACAAGGCAUCAGGUGGACCAUAUGGCUCCCUUGGUGUUGACUAUGAGUUUGAGAAACUUCUUUGUAAAAUCUUUGGAGAGGACUUCAUUGACCAGUUUAAACUCAAGCGUCCAGCUGCAUGGGUUGACCUAAUGAUUGCCUUUGAGUCUCGAAAACGAGCAGCAGCCCCAGACAGGACCAAUCCACUAAACAUCACGUUGCCUUUCUCAUUCAUUGAUUAUUAUAAGAAGUUUCGGGGACAUAGUGUGGAACAUGCAUUACGCAAAAGCAAUGUGGAUUUUGUGAAGUGGUCCUCGCAGGGAAUGCUACGGAUGAAUCCAGAUGCGAUGAAUGCUCUCUUUAAGCCAACUGUCGAUCAUAUAAUCGAGCAUCUAACAAACCUCUUCCAAAAGCCAGAGGUGGCAGGGGUGAGGUUUCUAUUUUUGGUGGGUGGAUUUGCCGAAUCUCCUUUGCUCCAGCUGGCAGUGCAGCAAGCAUUUGGUGACCAAUGUCGUGUCAUUAUACCGCAUGAUGUAGGACUAACCAUCCUGAAAGGGGCUGUCUUGUUUGGUUUGGAUCCUGCUGUAAUCAAGGUACGGCGCUCCCCGAUGACGUAUGGAGUAGGAGUCUUGAAUCGUUUUGUUGAGGGUAAACACCCACCGGAAAAACUUCUGCUUAAAGAUGGGACUCGAUGGUGCACUGAUGUGCUUGAUAAAUUCAUCUUGGCUGAUCAGUCAGUGGCUCUAGGGGAGACAGUUAAACGAAGCUACACUCCAGCUAAACCAUCACAGCUUGUCAUUAUCAUCAACAUCUACUGUUCUGAGAAGGAUGAUGUUAAUUUUAUUAGUGAUCCAGGGGUCAAAAAAUGUGGCACUCUAAGGCUGGAUCUGACAGGUGCUGAAAGCUCACCUGUUCUUACCCGAAGAGAGAUACAAACCAUCAUGCAGUUUGGGGACACUGAGAUUAAAGCCAUGGCAGUUGACAUUGCCACAUCUAAAAGUGUGAAAGUUAGCAUUGAUUUCUUAAAUUAGAAAUUCCUCCUAUUUACUUAACUUUUACUAUAGUAAUGUUGCCUUUGCUCUCUCCCAGCACUAAUAGUCCAGCUCUUUGUUAUUUAAAAUCAAGUCCUGUUUUAUCAAUGAAUUGUACAUUGCUGUUCCAAAAAGGGUUUAACUCAAUGUGGCAAUUUAUUCAAAGCCAAAUGUUUAGAGAACUUAAGCAAUAUUUCAAUUUAUAUUGCAUAUUUUUUACAUAACUACAUUUUAUUUAUUUAUCAAUGAAUUAAUUAGAGCUAGAGAUAGCUCUGUUUGAUGAUAAAACCAUUUCCACCUUUAUGAAGGUCUAUCUGUGGCGAUGCCAAGAGGGCAUCUCCACAAAGGCAUCAUAUAUAGAAUGCAUUAAAUUGUAAGUGGGUGUUUUUAUGUUUGAUUGAUAGACAAGCAAAGUGUAAAACACAUUACACAGAGAUACACGUUGUUGUAUAAAAUAAAAUGAACACGUCUAACCAAAUCUUCAAAAGUAAAGAUCUAAUGCAGGAUGUCAUACAAGGUCUACAAACGUAUAAUGUUUAGUGCUAUAAGAUCAAAACAGUGUAUUUAAAAUAAGUAAAUACCAAAUUUAAAUAUGUUCAAUGGCAAAUAAAUUUUUCCUAUGUUAAAGAUUCCACUUACAUGAAAAAAAUACAUAAAAAAUCCUGGGUUUAUGUUCUCACAUAAUUAAAUAACUUCAUGCAAGGACAGGGGUGGGGGCAUAGAAGAAUCUUUAAGGUUGUUUUUUGAAACUCUAGAGUAUGAUUUAAAAAAAAAAUACUCAAUUUAAAGGUCCUGAUGUAGACUCAUAUGUAAAAUUAGUAACCUGUAGAUUGUCACAGAGAUCGGCAGAUUUCUGUAUUAUUCUCUGUAACCUUAUUUUAUGUUUGUUGGCCAGCUGAUUUAGAACAAUUUCCAGUCUUAAAAGAUUAAUAUUAAAAUCUCUACAGGAAGAAAUAAUAGCUAAUACCGAAACAAUAUAAAACAUUUCUCUAAAACUGCAGUGAUAUGUGUAAUUCUCCGUUACUAGUGAAUGGAUUUACUUGAUUUCUUUUAAAGUCUCAGACGCAGGAACAAUAACCCUGACAAUUUUCAAGUACUGUAAAUCUGUUAGGUAGUAUUGACAGUAGAUUUGACUAAAUAUUCUCAUAAAACCAGUUUGGGUCAGUUUGGCAAAUAUUCUUUUUUUAUUCUUGUUCAAAUGAUCCUGAAACUAUGGCACAAUUUAAUUCUAAUGUUCACAGUCUUUAGUGACUAUCAAUCUACCUUUUCAUGUUAAAAGUGUAGCAAUAUCAAUUUACAGAGUGUUUUGAAUUCACAUAUUUUAAAUAUAUGUUGUUUUGGUCUUAUUACAUUGCACAUUAUUAAAUGUUUAUUGAAUCAUUUAUGAUCCUAUCUGCCAUCUGAUAUUGAACCUACGGAAGUUCAGGCUCGAUAAAUGAAGUCAAGAAAACAUUAAUAUAUAAAUAUAAAAUUUGUACAAAUAUUAUUUCACUUUACCAAGUCCACCAUCUGCUAAUUUUUAAUAAUUGAAUAAACAGUGAUUAUUUUUCUUUAUUGUGGGUGAUAUUGUAGGUGAUACAUUGGGUACAAAUUAAACUUUAUCAUUAACAUGUUAGAGUACAAAAAUUGACUCGUACUAUAACAAAACAAAACAGUAGCAUUUUUCCCUUGCUUUUUUCUUAUUGUCUUUAAGACCGUCGUAGCCUCAAAAGUGCAAUGUUUUCAACUUUUACUCUGUAAAGCCUAUGCAUAUGAAAGAACACUUCUUAAACAACAGUUUAUCAAUGGAGAUUGACACCCCCAACACAUAGCGAAAGUAAUUUUGAAUCCACUGUGCAUUGCUGCACCUGAGCUGGACAUGGCCAAUCAGGAAGGGCAUUUUAAUUAUGUAUAUACUCUCAAUUCUCGAUUUAUGUAUUUUGGCUCCUGAGUUAUAUUUACUUCUAUGUGUUUAACUUAAUUGCAGAGGUCAAUCAAAUAUUUUAGAGGCAAGCAUUAGUGCAAUUAUAAAAUGCUGCAAAAUGUGAAAAAAAAUCUAAAUUCUACAGAUUCCUAAUCUGCCAGUUAGAGCAUGUUUAAUCAAUGAUUGUAAUACUGGUUUGGGCUUUAAGGGUGAUAGCAUAAAACAGCACACUUAUUGCGGCUAAGGAUUAUGAUGUAAUAAUGUACUGACGGUCUAAUAAAGAGGACCCUAAUAUGA